AUGAGUCAGCGGACAGAGCGGCGAGGCAUACACGUGGACCAGUCAGACCUGCUGUGCAAAAAAGGAUGCGGUUACUAUGGAAACGCACCGUGGCAGGGCCUGUGCUCCAAGUGCUGGAGGGAGGAGUACCAGCGGGUGCGACAGAAGCAGAUCCAGGAGGACUGGGCUUUGGCUGAAAAGUUGCAGAGAGAAGAAGAGGCAGCAUACGCCAGCAGCCAAGUCGUGUCCGCCCCUCAACCAGGACAUGCGACCCUGGCUCCUUUUUCCAAGUUUGAGGAAAAGAAGACUAACGAGAAGACCCGGAAAGUGACCACUGUAAAGAAGUUCUUCAGCCCGUCAUCGCGCACCACCUCUAAGAAAGAAGUCCCCGAGGCCAAGUCGACCAGUCCGUCCACCAGCCGCCACGCCAGCAUUGACGCAGAUCAAGUGACCAAGGACUUUGUGGAGUUCUUGAAGAACCUGCAGAGACCCGGCAGAGAAAUCCAUAAGCAGUGCAGAAUCUUCCUGAUGAACAUGUCCAGCAAAAAGGACCUUGGCCCUGAUGAAAUGUCGGAGUGCGUUCAGGAUUUCUACCAGAACUUGACCGAUCGCUUGAUGAGCGUUUUCAAAGGCUCUUCUGAGUCCGUGGAGCAGGUGAUGGACCAAGUGGAAAAGUACAUCAUGUCUCGUCUGUAUAAGAGCGUCUUUUGUCCAGAAAUCACAGAUGAUGAGAAGAACGACUUGGCCAUACAGGAGAGAAUAAGGGCUUUGCACUGGGUUACCAUUCAGAUGCUGUGUGUGUCCAUGGAUGAGGAGAUCCUAGAAGUCUCUGAGAAUGUGGUUAAAGCAAUAACAGAUAUCAUUGAAAUGGAUUCAAAGAAAGUUCCCCAGGAAAAACUGGCGUGCGUCACACGCUGCAGCAAACACAUCUUCAGCGCCAUCAGAAUCACCAAGAACGAGCCGGCCUCCGCGGACGACUUUCUCCCAGCGCUCAUUUACAUCGUCCUCAAAGCCAACCCUCCCCGACUGCAGUCCAACAUCCAAUACAUCACCCGCUUCUGCAUCCCCAGCAGGCUAAUGAGCGGAGAGGAUGGAUACUACUUCACCAACCUGUGCUGCGCAGUGGCCUUCAUCGAAAAGUUAGACGCUCAAUCUCUCAACCUCUCCCAGGAUGAAUUUGAGCGCCACAUGUCAGGACAAGCUUCCCCGCGAUACAGCAGCUCCGAAGGCGAGCGGCCCCACUCAGGGGUGACCAACCCGGUUCUGGCCCGACUGAACCACAAUCUGGAGCUGCUGUCAGGCCUCUGCAGUCGACAGGAAGCCCUAAUGAAGUCUGCCCAGAGCCUCCAGGCGGAUCUGCUCUCCUGGUCGGAGGAUGUGCAGCGGGAGGUACAUGACAUCCUGCAGAAAUAUCCACUGGACAUCCCCUCCACCAUUUCCGCCAUUGAUGCCAACAACAUGGACGACAACCUGCCGUCACCACUCAAACCCCAGGUGUUCGCUGGCUAGACAAGCUGACAGAGGGAGGAAAAACAUUUCAAUUUUCACCGUCUGGGUGCACCCGCUUUAACAGGUGACUUCAUCUGAGCGAGCAUUCUGAGCUUCAUAUGAACAUGCAGAAUGAUGUAAAUAAUUUUUGGGGGUUUUGUCCUGCUAUGUGUUUGCACCUUAAAGGCUCCAAAAGCAACGUUUCACUGUGAAGUGAAGUCACUUUACCACAAACAAAACACUCAAAAAUAAAAGAUUUCAGUUCAGAGAUGGACAAAUAAGUGGUACAAAUUCUAACUUUUGUUUUGAAAGUAAAAAUUAAGCUAUGUCGCGUUCUUGGAGCUCUAAAGAAUUCAACUCCAAAGUUUCAAACUCUAGUUUCAACAGCAUAACUUUUUUUCAUUUUUCAGUUGCACAUGCUUGUUGAUUUUAAAAAAAACAAAACCUGAGAAGCAUCCAGGUUUAUUUUUUAUUUUGAUUGGUGCAAUGGAUUGAUGAGGAAGUUACUAUUUCAAAAAAUAAAAAUAAAAACUACCAGAAAUGUCUUAACUUUAGCAAAGAAAAUAUGUUACCAAAAAAGUCUGUGCUUCAAGGUGUUGAAACCCUUUCAGAUUGUUGUCAUGAUGGAACCAUCUGUUAUGAAUUUGUUUUUAUUUAUGCUAAAAUGUCUCAUUAACCAGUAGCUCAAACUAGCAUAGACACCCAGCCAUCGUUCUCUAACAAAAUCGAUGUUUUAAUGACUAAAACAUCAGAGGUUGGAGUUAAAUUCGAAAGCAGGGUUUAUUCAAACUGGAUCAAACUAAGUUGAACAUUAAAUACUUGACAUUUGCUGAUUCUGAUCAGUUAAAUUAAUUAGCGAACAGAAAUCUCAAGGUCUGAGAUUUGUUGUAAACCAAGCAUUCAUAGGAAAGUUUACCAAAUGUCUUGAUUUUGACCAUUGCUGCGUCUCAAAUUCAUCUGAGAAAUAAAUAAAUAAAUACAUUUUUUUUCUGAUAGGUUAGUGAACAUUAUUAUUUGAUGAUGAACAGCUAAACAUUAACUGUAAUAUUUAAAAUCACUUUAAUUUGCUUUUUGUGUUUUCAAGUGCGAACAAAUACUAAAGAUGAAUGCACAUUUAUCCAUUUGCUAAAUAUUUGCUAAUUUUGUUUAGUAUUUUGUUUUUAUUUGUUAAGCUUAUGGCACUUUAACAGUAAUAAGAAGUCAAUUUAAAACCAUGUCUAUUUAAAAAGUGAGAGCUUUUGGGUAAAAAUUAAUCUAAACAUUUGCUCCUUAACUUUUUCCAAAAUAAAACCCAUUUUUAGCUACUGAGAUUUGCCAACUGCAGCGACGGGAUCCCCUUUAUUUUUUUUAUUUUGUGAGAAGCCAUUUAAGUUCACUCCAGUAUGUUUUUAGUCUUUACUGUUUUAGAAAGAAUCUGUCCAAAUUGUGUGUUCAUGUUGUGAUGAAAGCAUUAACAGGUACUUUUUUUUAGCUUGUUAAACAAUCUGCAUUAAUAUUUAUGGGCAUCUGUUUUUCUUUGUGGGUUUUUUUUGUAUUUCGGUACCUUUAUUUUUUAAGGAAUUGAGAAGAAGUCCAGCGGUAAAAUAUUACCUUUUUCAUUCAAUUUCAUUCAUUCCAUCUUAGCAAGAUUUUAGCAUUUGAAGUUAGACAGAACAAAACAAAUACAAACUUCUGCUUUUAUUGUCACAACAAUUUAAGUUUGACUAAAAUUAUUUGUAUUUAUUUUAUUGUUUUCUGUGCUUUACUGAUUUCUAGGAGAUUUCCCUUUUGAAUCUAUUGAACGUUUCCUGCCAAAUUUGUUAGUCUGUUAACAUCUGAUGUCUUAAAACCAGUUAUAUGGACUCUUGUCGUUUUUUUUAAACAUUUCCGGUUUGCCGAUUGUGAUUUGCCUUGGGUUAUGUUUUAUGCUUAUUUUAGUCAAUCAAAUGACCUAAAUGUAAUGUAAAAAAAACAAAAAACAAAGAUCAAAUAACAAAUCUGUAAAAAAAAAAAAAAAAAAUGGCGUUCAUGCUGUCAGAUCAGUGGAUUUUGGAAGAUGUUUGGAACAAAAGAUACCUCGAAUGUUUCAGUGGAAGUGAAUUAAAGAAAAGAUUGUUGGAAACAUG
Messenger RNA from Oryzias latipes (Japanese medaka), 3572 nucleotides. NCBI's taxonomy places the organism in Eukaryota, Metazoa, Chordata, Actinopteri, Beloniformes, Adrianichthyidae. The record is from RefSeq and is a predicted model, not a curated record.